Molecule: messenger RNA, 796 nt
Organism: Schizophyllum commune H4-8
Lineage: Eukaryota; Fungi; Basidiomycota; Agaricomycetes; Agaricales; Schizophyllaceae
Exons: 1
Coding region: 157-717 (186 amino acids)
Source: RefSeq, a predicted model, not a curated record
GGCGCUUAACUUUGGCUUGCAGUCUCACCUUCAUUCACAGAAGUGCUGGUCCCGCCUCCCUCAUAUUGUCCUCUUUUCGUAAUUUGACCUUUGUCUCCUGUGGUAUAUGAAUCCCGAAGUCAAACACAUCCCUUUCCCUUGAUUGAUCGAGUUGCCAUGGAUGGCUCCUCCCCUCGCCCGCUUUCCAGAGGCAGAGAGGGUCCUUGCGUCGCUUUACACGACUCGGGCGACGACGCGGACUACCAAAGGCUAGACGUAUGCCGAAGGGAGCUUGCGCAGUGGAAGGCCAGAGCUCUUGAAGCGGAAGCACGACUUGCAGCUGUUGCUGCGGUAUUCGGCCAUACCUCGAAUGCAGGACUAGCCUCACCCACGACUGUUUGCUUGAAGGACGACCAGCCAAUGCCCAGGCUCUUGGAGAUCAAGGGACCUGCUGAACGACGUCACGAUGAACGCAAACAUGCGAAGCCGGGCCCGUUGAGUCGAACGAAGCGGUACGUUCGCCUCAUCCUUCGUCCCUGCCGCUCUAACUGCCGAUCUGUAGACCAGCAGCAAACCCACUUCCAACCUCCUCAUCUAGUACGACAACAGCACGUUCUGCGUCGACUGCGAGCGAGCCGCGUCCAGCACUGUCGAUCCCGCACAAGGAAUCUGCUCCCGCAAAUGCCAACACGACUACCACUCCGUCUACUCCUACUAUCCCCGCACCUACUACGGUGACCUCCUCCGCAGUUCUAGCAACCUCCGCACCCGCAGCCUCUGCCCUCGCCACCUCCCGCCGCUCUACCCGCCUCAACGG